Messenger RNA from Malus domestica (apple), 1140 nucleotides. RefSeq names its product photosynthetic NDH subunit of lumenal location 5, chloroplastic. The record is from RefSeq and is a predicted model, not a curated record. Gene Ontology annotation, biological process: protein folding; protein peptidyl-prolyl isomerization. Gene Ontology annotation, molecular function: peptidyl-prolyl cis-trans isomerase activity. Lineage: Eukaryota; Viridiplantae; Streptophyta; Magnoliopsida; Rosales; Rosaceae.
GUUGGUGGUGAGUGCUUCACUCUCGAAUUCAUCGCUUCUUUGCAACAAAGAAGGAAUAUACCAUCCAUAAAAUUACAACAGCCGCAUCGAGCCUUAUCACCACACUGCACAGGAAAGCUUCAGCAGCAGCAGUAAGGUAGCUUCAAUGGCGGCUCCGUUGACCACCCUGUCAAAUGUUGGUUCGCUUCCGGCUUCUCGCAGCGUGUCUCAGAUCAGAGUUUUGACCCCUACCUGUUCUUCGGUCACAAUCCCAUCGUCGUCUCACAAAACGGCGACGUUGUCCUCCAGCUUAUUCUCCAGGUCGUCGCGCUUGUCCUCUCUGACAUUCUCUUCGAACCCUAGUUCCCGGAAAAGGACCAGUCUUGCUGGCUCAGUCCGCGCCAGUGCUGAGGAAGCAACUUUGCAAUCAAAAGUGACCCAUAAGGUGUAUUUUGAUAUUAGCAUUGGGAACCCGGUUGGGAAGCUUGCUGGGAGGAUUGUGAUUGGAUUGUAUGGCGAUGAUGUGCCUCAAACCGUGGAGAAUUUCCGUGCGCUUUGCACAGGUGAUAAAGGCUUCGGGUUCAAGGGGUCCGCGUUCCAUCGUGUGAUCAAGGAUUUCAUGAUUCAAGGAGGGGACUUCGAUAAAGGCAAUGGCACUGGAGGUAAAAGUAUUUACGGACGUACUUUCAAGGAUGAGAACUUCAAGUUAUCUCAUACUGGACCAGGAGUUGUUAGCAUGGCCAAUGCAGGGCCCAAUACCAAUGGGAGCCAGUUCUUCAUAUGCACGGUCAAGACACCGUGGCUGGACAACAGGCAUGUCGUUUUUGGGCAAGUGGUGGAAGGCCUGGACGUUGUUAAACUAAUCGAGUCUCAAGAGACAGACAGAGGUGAUCGUCCUACAAAGAAGGUGGUGAUUGCCGACUGCGGAGAGCUGCCGGUGGCCUGAUUCGGAUUUGUAUGAGUUUUAGUUAUUUCGAGUUUUCCCUCGGAUCAUUUCUCCUUUUUGGAAAUGUGGGCUUUUGUAUUAUGUACCCCAGUAAGAGGAUUCAGUUUGUUUGGUGGAUUAGUCCUGCAGGCUGCAGCACCAAAUCUCGCCUUUUUUCCAUGAACUAUUAAUAUUAGAGUUUGAUUACCGGGAAUUAUAGCCAAUUAGAGCGAUAA